Cryptococcus wingfieldii CBS 7118 is the source of this 312-nucleotide messenger RNA. RefSeq lists its product as hypothetical. The coding region runs from base 1 to 312 and encodes 103 amino acids. The record is from RefSeq and is a predicted model, not a curated record. Lineage: Eukaryota; Fungi; Basidiomycota; Tremellomycetes; Tremellales; Cryptococcaceae. The transcript is spliced from 2 exons.
AUGCGCUUCUUCGCCCUCUUCACCGCUGCCGUGCCUCUCCUCGGCUACGCCCUCGCCGCUCCUUUCGGUGGUAUCACCAUCCCUCUCGAUACUCGUGAAGCCCCCAUCCCCUACAGCCCUGACUGUGGACUUUACUUCCAUUCCUCCAGAAGCUCCGGAACAACGUCGCAAACCUCUGUCCCUUCUCUCCCUGGCAAGUUUUCCAAGGCAGACGCUAAUGCGCUUCUGGAUACCCUCAAGGGCUUGUUCGAGUCUUCCAUGUCUGAGCUCGCGCCUUCUUCUGCCAAAUGGUUUGAGAAACUCGUCGCGUAA